Molecule: messenger RNA, 708 nt
Organism: Hydractinia symbiolongicarpus
Lineage: Eukaryota; Metazoa; Cnidaria; Hydrozoa; Anthoathecata; Hydractiniidae
Exons: 2
Coding region: 1-708 (235 amino acids)
Source: RefSeq, a predicted model, not a curated record
AUGAACAACCAUUAUAGUGCUGCAGAAAUGAAGGCAACCUAUUCUAUCAGCUAUCGUUUUUACGUUAACACUAAUAUCAAAUGUAUUACACAGAAUAUCAAAUGUAUUACACUGAAUAUCAAAUGUAAUACACUGAAUAUCAGAUGUAAUACACUGAAUAUCAGAUGUAAUACACUGAAUAUCACAUGCAAUACACUGAAUAUCAAAUGUAAUACACAGAAUAUCAAAUGUAAUACACAGAAUAUCAGAUGUAAUACACUGAAUAUCAGAUGUAAUACACUGAAUAUCAGAUGUAAUACACUGAAUAUCACAUGCAAUACACUGAAUAUCAAAUGUAAUACACAGAAUAUCAAAUGUAAUACACAGAAUAUCAGAUGUAAUACACUGAAUAUCAGAUGUAAUACACUGAAUAUCAGAUGUAAUACACUGAAUAUCAGAUGUAAUACACUGAAUAUCACAUGCAAUACACUGAAUAUCAAAUGUAAUACACAGAAUAUCAAAUGUAAUACACAGAAUAUCAGAUGUAAUACACUGAAUAUCAGAUGUAAUACACUGAAUAUCAGAUGUAAUACACUGAAUAUCAGAUGUAAUACACUGAAUAUCACAUGCAAUACACUGAAUAUCAACUGUAAUACACUGGAUAUCAAAUGUAAUACACAAAAUAGCAAUCGUGUAAUACACAGAAUAUCAAAUUUGUUAUUAUUCUAA